This is a messenger RNA of Gopherus evgoodei (Goodes thornscrub tortoise), 3180 nucleotides long. RefSeq names its product ORAI calcium release-activated calcium modulator 1 (gene ORAI1). The record is from RefSeq and is a predicted model, not a curated record. Bases 1356 to 1916 code for a protein of 186 amino acids. Gene Ontology annotation, biological process: store-operated calcium entry. Gene Ontology annotation, molecular function: store-operated calcium channel activity. Gene Ontology annotation, cellular component: membrane. The transcript has 2 exons. NCBI's taxonomy places the organism in Eukaryota, Metazoa, Chordata, Testudines, Testudinidae.
AAUUUUGUAUGGCUGAGGAACAAGACACUCUCAGUGAAGUAUUCCUACUUUUGUUAAGAAUUUGUUUCACUUCCCUUGUGGCCUAACAGAGCCUCAAUAUGUUGAUCCUCAAGGCCUGGCUGCCUUAUGGAAAUUAACUUGGAAUUGGCAGGGCAGUUACUUUAUUGGCAUUAACUUAUGUGUUGUCUUUACUGACAAUGCAUCUUACAAUAGGUGUAUCUUGGAAAUGGAUUAAGUGAAAUGUGGCCCCACUGGCUACCUGAGGCCCAGAGUGUAGGAUUAGUUAAAAUGUUUCAAUUAUAGGCUAAUAUGAUGAGAAAUGUAAACUGGUUUUGGUUUGGAUUUAUGGCAGGGUGGUUGAUUAAAAAUCAGUAGUGUUUUUUUAAAUCAUGGCAAGCAGGAAACCUCAAUCUAAAUAUCUAUUUUAAUCUUGUUUUGUAUUUGUACUCUUUUUUGUUUUCCUAAAGAAAGAUUGAUUCUCAUUGGUUGCUAUUAAUGUUUAUUUGCAAUUAAAUAUAGUCUCUAGAUUGCUCUUGGUAUUUCUUGCUAACCAGGAAGAUAUGCUAUAUCUGUUCUCACAAUUUAAGCAAUUACAUAGCUUAACACUUAUUCAGAGCCUUAUUUUUUUUUACAUUUUUGUUGUAAAAUAAUGACGACAUUUCUUAUUUCCUUUAUUAAAUUUUUAGUUGUGACUUGUGUCAAGCUGCAUGGAUGGAAAUUGGAAUUCGAUUAAAAAUGUUGUCUGUGCUGGAUACAUUUAUUUUUUCAUAUAAAAACAAUAUUGCAUUUAAAACAACUGAUUAGAGGAAGUAUUGUCUGUAGCUAACAAAUUGAACUGAUUGUUUCUGGUCACCAUGUCCUUCAGUAUUUUUAGAAGUAGUAGAUCUGAUACUCCUGUUUUUUGUUCAUGAAUUUGAAGAGGAAAAGAAGCUUUUUUGCUUUUUCAACUCCCAAUUGGUAUCUCAGCUUUGAAUGAACUAGUUAUUGAAAUGAAGAGAAUAUUCUCUGCACCAGGAGAAGAGGCUACUGCUGUCAAAAGCUGCUUUUGCACUUCAACAAACUAGUUCCAGGAGCUUAGCCAGUGACUUCCAUCAGUCCAGUGAUUUAACUUUUAUUAUUAAAACUUUGGCAGCAAACAUGUAUUAUCUGAAUAUUUUCUUAUUCCAUUCAAAUCAUUUUAAUAGAUUUAAAAUAAAUUUAGGCUUUAAUGUGAAUUUCAUAAUUUCAAAUUUAUUGUAGUUUUUUAAAAGUGCAGUUUUGAAUUGGAUAUUUAUCCACUCUCUGAUUUAGACUUCCCUGCAGUGUUUGGAGGCCAAACUUUGCAGCAUAGUGCUACUGCAUGACAAUCAGUGGCUAUGGUGGAGGUUCAGCUAGAGCCAACACAUGUCUACCCUCCAGGUCUCUUGAUAGCUUUCAGUGCCUGUACUACUGUGCUUGUUGCUGUUCACCUCUUCGCUCUCAUGAUAAGUACCUGCAUUCUUCCAAAUAUAGAGGCUGUUAGUAAUGUGCACAAUCUCAACUCUGUAAAGGAGUCUCCGCAUGAGCGUAUGCACCGGCACAUUGAGCUCGCCUGGGCAUUUUCCACUGUCAUUGGGACUUUGCUCUUCCUUGCAGAGGUGGUGUUGCUGUGUUGGGUGAAAUUUCUUCCACUGAAGAGGCAUCCUCUUGUUUCAGUUCAUGACAACAAUUCUACCAUCACCCCAGGAGAGGCAGCAGCCAUUGCCUCAACAUCUAUUAUGGUUCCUUUUGGAUUGAUUUUCAUUGUGUUUGCAGUCCACUUCUAUAGGUCACUGGUGAGCCACAAAACAGACAGGCAAUUUCAAGAAUUGAAUGAACUUGCUGAGUUUGCACGACUCCAGGAUCAGCUGGACCACAGAGGAGACACCUUGCCACCUCCUGGCAGCCAUUUUGCAUAAAACUAUAUUUUGUAUAAAAUCCAUUUUUUGUUUCUGCCUUGCUAUGUUGACUCCCCUCUGCAUGAACUAGCUGGACUGUUGAUUGAUUUUAAAGAGAGAUUAAGUACUGUGCUAAUUUCUUACAGUAAAAAAAUACCAUGACAUCUUGGACAUCUGACAUCUGAAGAGACUGAUGUUGGGGUAUGGCUGCACUGAGCAUGCAUCUCUCAUCCUUCCUCUUAUCAUCUGGAUUAUUUCUUUUUAAUGUUGAUUGGUGAAUAUAUCAAUGCAUAAGAGGAGUUGAAUUUUAGUCCUCGGUAUAUGUUAGGUGUGGGAGGGAAGCCUUAGUUCUCUCUCUUUGGUGUUGGCUAGAAAGUAUUGCUGGUCCAAUACGUGUUGCAUGGCACAAUACAAAUUACUUGGGACAUGUAGUAAUUGCAUUUGGUGUCACUGCUAGUGCUGUGAUCUCUAAAAGUCUGAUGAAAGGUAAAAUUGAGAGCUUUUCCACCUUCCCUUUUCCCACUAGCUCCCCCAAUCAUGUUUUUCUGCCAAGUAAUUAUUACUUUACUAAUUUCUAUAGGGCCUUUUUCAUGGCAGCUAUAAAUUCUUACUCUCCAGAUACUCAUGACCAGUCCUAUUGUGAUGUGAUCUGAUCUGAUCUGCAUCUGUAGGACUGGGGCCCUAACUUUACUUUUCUUUUGGGAAGAAAAUACAGAGAAAAGCAAUACCUGCUUUAAUGUUCAUGGGAGCAGAUAUGUUAUCAGAAGUAAUAAAAUUGCCUGUUUUCAUUGAGGAAACAUUUUGAAAAGAAAAAAUAGAUGGAGAAACUACCACUAGAUUUUUUUUCUCCUUGCUCGAAAACUUGCCAGUCAGGGCUUUUCUCUAGCAAUAACAUACACUGGUAGGGACUUAACCACAGUAGAACUACUGCUAUGGUUCCAAACCAAAGUAGCAAAUAUUUUAUACUUUUUAUAUAUUAAAUAUAUUUUUGAAUAAAUUCUCAGAUACAAAUGAUAAAAGGCGCUUCGUGUGUGUGGGAAUUCCAAGUAAUUAGCUGUACCUUGAUCUUGUUUGGUAGAAAAAUCUUCUGCUUGCUCAAAUAUUGCAUUUAAGAUGUUAAAAUCCUAAUUACACGUGAUUUUUGCUUCCAAAAUGUUGUGGAAGACCACUUAUUGCUAUACAGACUUAUUUAUGAAAACAAAUGAUUUUUAUUUUAAGUAGUAUUGCUUCUUAAUUGUAAGACGUGUGCAUCUUUUAUUGAAUGAAGCUGCUGUUUUAGUCUCAA